AGUCAAACUCGACCAUUUACUAAAGAACAUACUAGUAGUUAGUGGAAGUGUUCAUUUAAAUUUUAGUUUUUUAUUUGAGGUUUUUGCGGUUUACACAAGUGUGUGAUAAGAAUUUUGUCCAAACAAUAUUCUCUGUCUUUUCCAACAUAGUAUAAAUACAUAUUCGGAUUUCAAGUGCAGUUUAAAUUCAUUUUGUAUUUAAAAGUGAUUGAACUAAAAUUUCGGUGUCAAAAAUACAUAUAGUAGAAUAUAAUUUGUGCUGUAAUAAGAAUUAUUUAAGAAAAUUAAAUUAUACAUAAACGAUAAAAUGGAAGUGCCACCACCAUUAGUUUUGAAACGUUCAUUAUAUGUGCCCAAUAAGACUUUGAUGGGACCAGGUCCUUCAAAUUGCUCACAAAGAGUUUUGUCCUCUUUGAGUAAUCCAGUUUUGGGACAUUUACAUCCGGAAUGCUUACAGAUAAUGGAUGAAAUAAAAGAGGGCAUCAAGUAUAUUUUCCAGACAUUAAAUGAUGCCACAAUGUGCAUUAGCGGUUCCGGUCAUGCCGGCAUGGAGGCCGCUCUAUGCAACUUAAUCGAGGAUGGUGAUAUUGUUCUACUGGCUAGUACUGGUAUUUGGGGUCAUCGUGCCGCCGAAAUGGCAAAACGUUAUGGUGGUGAUGUACGUUAUGUUGAGGGACGCUUUGGUCGUUCGUUGAGUAUCGAUGAGAUAGAGUUUGCCAUGGAAGGUCAUAAACCACAGAUAUUAUUUGUAGCUCAAGGUGAUUCAUCGACCGGCAUUUUGCAAUCGAACUUGAAAGAGAUUGGAGAAUUGUGUCGUAAACACAAUUGUCUGUUUGUUGUUGAUACGGUGGCUUCAUUGGGUGGCACUGAAUUUUGUAUGGAUGAGUGGCUGAUUGAUGUGGCCUAUACGGGCUCGCAAAAGGUACUCGGUGCCCCGCCUGGCAUUACGCCCAUUUCAUUUAGCAAACGUGCCAUUAAACAUGUGGUGGAACGCAAGACUAAAGUAAAGGUCUACUAUUUCGAUGUGCUCCUAAUUGGCCAAUAUUGGAGUUGUUUUGGUUCGCCGCGCAUCUAUCAUCAUACAAUUUCCUCUACUCUCUUAUACGGCCUAAGGGAAGCGUUAGCUCAAUUUUGUGCUCAAGGUCUGAGGGAAGUCAUACAUCGCCAUCAACAAUGUUCGUAUCGUUUGCAGCAGGGCAUUAAGGAGCUAGGUUUGGAAAUGUUUGUGCCAAAUUCCCGAGAUAGAUUACCGACUGUUAAUACAGUUAAAGUGCCAGUGGGUAUUGACUGGCGUAAAGUUGCCGACUAUACCAUGAGAAAAUAUAAUCUCGAGAUAAGUGGUGGUCUUGGUCCAACAGUUGAGCACGUAUUCCGUAUUGGUCUUAUGGGUGAAAAUGCUACAGUUGAACGUGUCGAUUUGGUGUUGAAUGUAUUGCAUGAAGCCAUUCAAAGUACGAAGUUAAAUAAUAUUAAUGAAAAAUCUAAAAUUUAAUUAAUUAUGCAUGUAAUUGUAAGAAAUAAAAGAUCAUAAGAAUUAAGAGAAA
Molecule: messenger RNA, 1544 nt
Organism: Calliphora vicina (urban bluebottle blowfly)
Lineage: Eukaryota; Metazoa; Arthropoda; Insecta; Diptera; Calliphoridae
Gene: Agxt
Product: Alanine-glyoxylate aminotransferase
Exons: 3
Coding region: 308-1492 (394 amino acids)
Cellular component (GO): peroxisome
Molecular function (GO): L-serine:pyruvate transaminase activity; L-alanine:glyoxylate transaminase activity
Source: RefSeq, a predicted model, not a curated record